Messenger RNA from Opisthorchis viverrini, 1227 nucleotides. RefSeq lists its product as hypothetical. The transcript is spliced from 7 exons. Gene Ontology annotation, molecular function: tRNA binding; double-stranded RNA binding; nucleotidyltransferase activity. Gene Ontology annotation, cellular component: cytoplasm. Gene Ontology annotation, biological process: regulation of translational fidelity. The coding region runs from base 1 to 1107 and encodes 368 amino acids. The record is from RefSeq and is a predicted model, not a curated record. NCBI's taxonomy places the organism in Eukaryota, Metazoa, Platyhelminthes, Trematoda, Opisthorchiida, Opisthorchiidae.
AUGUCCGUGGUUCCAACCCGACCUCAGCCUCUCGACUUCCCCUGUCUAGGCUUGGGCAACCUGGCAGUAUCCGAGCCGUCGUGCUUCCAAUAUAGUCAUUCGGGUUGCAUGGCAGCUAGGCACCGAAAGUAUGUUACAGCUGAACGAUUAUCUGAUUAUUACUACUGGGCCAGUUCUGAGGUUAAGCAUGAUUUCCGCUCCGUAGAUGCGAGGAGCCAGCUCAUCAGGACCACUAUAGACCUGAAGAUUAAAGGGUUCUUCCCGAGUGGCCAUUUUAUUCUGGAAAUUAGACGUUCUCCUAGAAAUGAGCUGAUGAACCCACAUUGGUUGUCGCUCUCCAAAAUUCCAAGGAUUUUCUGUGCUCGGCAGCAUAACUACAUUUCGUCAACCAUGACAGAUAAAAUAAUUUCUCUUUCCGAAGCUGCCGCUCAGCUCCCACAAAUUGUCCAGCUUCUCCGAUCCGGUGCAGUGGUCGCCGUGCCAACAGACACCAUCUACGGUGUUUCUUGUUCCGUACAUUGUGAGCAAGCUAUAAAACGGAUCCACCAGCUCAAAGGUCGCCCAAUGAAUAAACCGAUGGCGAUCUGUCUGGACGAGGUUGAUUCUAUACCGUACUGGUGUGAUACGACUGGUUUGCCACAAGGACUUCUUAACUCACUCCUUCCCGGUCCGGUGACUUUGCUACUCCCGAAACAUUCAUGCGAUCCUCUAAAUGCACACCUCAAUCCCGAUGCCCACCUCGUUGGUGUACGAGUUACAGAUCAUGGCUUUGUACGGGAUCUAUGUGCCACCAUGGGACGAUUGGAAACCAACGGAUUCCGUUCCGUUGGUCAUCCUUUGGUCCUCACUUCGGCCAACCUAAGUGGCAAUGCGUCCGCUUUGAGAAUUGAGGAGUUUUCAACAAUUUGGCCGGAACUAGACCUCAUCGUUGACGGAGGUCCCAUCAGCACUUGUGCAAAAGAAUCGGCUCGUUCUGGGUCUACUAUCGUUGAUCUGUCCAGUGCAUCGAAAGGUCUUUAUCAUAUCGUUCGACCAGGCAGCGCGUUCAAUUCCACAGUCCAAAUACUGGAGAACGGUUAUGGCCUGCGCCCUUACAAUGAUGCCUGAUGCAUUUUUGUCAUGCCAAGUUCAGCUGCUAAUCGGCGUUCGCUCCUAUUUUCUCCUCCCCGUUCUCUACUGAUUCUUUUCUACUUUGAUCAUGUGGUUAUCGAAUAGAUUCUUCCUGUU